Haplochromis burtoni (Burton's mouthbrooder) is the source of this 3782-nucleotide messenger RNA. RefSeq names its product family with sequence similarity 53 member C (gene fam53c). Gene Ontology annotation, cellular component: nucleus. Gene Ontology annotation, biological process: protein import into nucleus. The coding region runs from base 894 to 2198 and encodes 434 amino acids. The record is from RefSeq and is a predicted model, not a curated record. NCBI's taxonomy places the organism in Eukaryota, Metazoa, Chordata, Actinopteri, Cichliformes, Cichlidae. The transcript is spliced from 3 exons.
GUUGCAUGCUGGGACAUCAGGUUGAGGGUCACAGAUGCUAACAGACUCAAUAAACUGAUCACGAGGCCAGUAAUGUUGUGGUGAUGGAGCUGGACUCCGUUAGGGUGGUGUCGGAGAAGGAUGUUGUCCAAGAUAAAGAAAAUACUGCACAAUACCUCCCACCCACUCCAUGACGUGCUGGCCAAUCACAGGAGCGCGCUCAGGGAGAGACUGAGAUUACCCACAAUGCACCACUGAACAACACAGGACAUCAUUCCUGUGGACAUCUCUGUACCAGCCAUCUAACACACAGUGAGGUCGUCUAUGGUAAAAUAAGGUUUUACAGGUUACAUUGGAGCUGUUUCUUAUAUUUGUAACAUGUUAUUGUAUUAGUCUGUUGCUGUUGUCAUGGAGAGACUGACCACAUCAUGUCCUCAGGGAGUAAUGAAGUACAACAACACAAUUAGGCUGAACGGCCCAAAGCAGAGCAACAUGGCGGCUUCCAAAAACCAGCAGCGGCUCACGUGUGAUUUUCAUUCAUUCUGAUUUUAUUAUUUCAGUUCUUCAGCUGACACAGCUCACAGGAACCUUCCUCCCUGCAGCUGUGACUCUAAAUCAAACCUUAAACCUGAAGAUAAUCUGACCUGAGUCGUGUGUGGAAACAGCUUCAGUUUCAGCUGAGCUGAAGUUCUGAGCAGCUCUGCAGGUGGACACCAGGUGGUGCUGCAGGUCGCCUCAUCUCCACUGAAUGCGCUGCAGCCACAAAGGACUGUUGCUGCCUUCAGCUUAAAUCCAGGAUCAAAACUGGAAAGCAGGAAUAUUUUUAUGUUCUCAGAGCUGAAACUCUGAUUCUGGUCUUUCAGUCCCUGCUGGACCCGAAAACCCUCGCAGAGUGCUGGCCCCCAGAUGGCUUGAUGCCUGAGAGCAGCUACUGGCAGCUCUGCCCUCCCUCCAAGUCCGGCCUGCAGGGGGGGUUGCUGAGCUCUAGUUUCCCGCCCGGCCCCUCGGUGCUGGUGCCGCCUGAUGCUCACCUGCAGGAGGGUGGCGACCCCCUGGACGGGGCCCCUUCUCAGCCGCUGCCGCAGCACCGCCCCCUGGCGCCCAGCACCUCAGCGUCCGAGCUGUCCCUCCCCGGAGCGCCGGUGCCCCCUCCAGGCCCUGGACCCCCACCCCCCCCUCCUCCACCACCCAAACGACACUGCCGCUCGCUGUCGGUGCCCGAGGACCUGUCGCGCUGCCGCUACACGUGGCGGCCCAGUGCCUCGCGAGUCUGGACGCCCGUCAGCCGCCAGCAGUGCCACGGUGGAGCAGGGGGAGGGGUCACAGGGGGAGGGGUCGCCGGAGGGGGUGUAGGGGUGGGAGCGACAGGGGGCGGAGCCUGUCCUCUCCGCGCCCCCAGCUCCUCCCUGAACUCGUCGCUGCACUCCUCGUCCAGCCCCACCUUUUUUAGCCUUGCGCUGUCGCCGGACUCGCCGCUACCGUGGAGCUUCCCCUGGGACCCCAGUGAGGCAGCGGCGGGGGGAGGAGCCUGCUGCUGCUUCUUCCCCUCCCCCUCCUCUUGCUCCUCCUCUCCCUCCCCACUUCACCCGCCCCCGCCUCCUCAGCGGCGUUUCUCCCUCUCCCCGGUGCUCAUCAGAGACUCUGCUGCCUCCACCUUCCUGCCCCCACCUCCAGCGCCUAGCCAAGCGGCAGCGGCGCCUCCACCUGGCUGCGUCACGACGGCGGGCGGCGUGACCGCGGGCGGCCCUGUUCCCGCCUCGCCCUCAUCGGCCUGCAGCACGCCGUCGUCUCUGCGCCGCAGCCUCCCGCCACAGCUACCGCGCUGCCACUCGCAGCCAUGUGACCUGCUGCUCCUCAAACCGGGUCUGAAGAGACGCCGCGACCCCGACAGACCCUGCGCCCGGCCCGUCCUCGACUUCACCAAGAUGACACAGACACGCAGCAUCGACCCGCAGUGUCUGGAGCGUGGCGGCGGCAGGCUGGCCUGCGGCGGCGACCUCUGCAUGGGCAUGGAGCCCUUCAUGGGCGACUUCCGGGGCUCCUGCUCGCCGGCCGAGUGCCUGGGCAGGACCAGCAUCGGGCCGCUGAGCGAGAGCGACGAGGAGUGCCGCGAGGACGACGAAGGAGAGGAGGAAGCAGACGAGCGUGAGGCGGCGCAGCAGGCGGUGUUCGAGCGGGACUGUACAGAGCUGGACUUGAACUUAAUAGAAGAAAACUGACGUAUUUGUAAAUGAAGGCUGUUCUCUGUUCUUUAGUUUUAUUUUGAAAUUAUCUAACCCCCCCAUCCCCACUUCCUGGACCGCCACCAUCUCAACACUCGGCGCCUCCUUGCCACCAAUCAGCAAGGCUCUCAGGAACAACACCUUCUCUCAUUGGACGAGCUGAUCGACACGACAGUGAUGAUGUGGCUGCCGCCGUUAAACGCUCACCCGGAGCCUGAGGCGCCGUCGCCCGACGCUCUGCCUCUGAGGCACAGAGUUUCCUCGCCUCAGGCCUUCAAGCGCCAUGCCGCAGCAGCGUCCUGAAACAGCAUCACCACGCCGACCCGAACCAGAACAGAACCCCGAGCUCGUCUUCCUGAAACGUUCGAGUACGAAACGUGUCAGGUGACGUUCAGGAAACUAAAAUAUGGAUCAGGUACCGAGGAGAAACAUUUAGUCUGAAGGGUCUCGGGGUUAAAGGUUAAACUUUGCACUGUAGUGUUCAGCACCACAGGGGGAGGGGUCAUCACUUCCAUCACACGAAAAAGAACCAGAAUAAAAAGCGAAUACGUUUGUAAAUAUAUUCAGAGUUCCACCGACUCUCCAGGAGAGCUGUGGUACCGCUGCUCCGCUGCAGCGUGAAAACAUCGUCAAGGUCAGAAUAAACAAACCGGGGUUCAAUCUGCUCUGACCUCUGACCUUAGAGAAGAACGGGACGUAGACUGAGCGAUAUUUCAUCCCUUCGGCUUCAGGCUCCGUUGUAAACGCAGGUCGGCGUUUCACUUGGACGCCGUCCCGUUUCACAGAGGCGACGCUCAGCGACUCUGCGCUCGUUCCUGAGGCGCUGCCGUUUACAAUCGAGCGUGUUCGCUUCAUCGUGAAAUCUGAUGUCACACACACACCUGUCCGGUCACGUGACCUCGGCGUGGUGAUGCGUUCAGGCUCCCGGCGGCCGUGCUGAGCGCCGGCAGCCACUGAUGCUGUUGUUCACCUGAGUGUUCACAGAUUCCUGCUGCACACACCCCAAACCCCCUCCCCCCCCCCGUGUGUGUGUGUGUGUGUGUGUGUGUGUGUGUAUUCAUAUCUUUGUGGGGACCGUCCCCUCGACUUUGAAGUCAUGUUUGAGACUCAGAACGUGGUUUUAGUGUCAGGGUUACAGUUCGGCUACGGUUAGAGAAAGCAUUAUGUCAGUUAUGUCCCCACAAGUAUAUGAGUAACCGUGUGUGUGUGUUCUGGCACUGACGUCACAGUCCUGGUGGUCAUGUGACUUGUAUCCAGACAGUUUGACGUUUCGGGCAAACAGGUUGAAGAAAGCGAGCUCGAUCCACAUGAAGGAGUGGACACGAGCUGAUGCGAACAGACGUCGGCGUAAUGACAAACACUUUGAGACAUUAGGCUAACACGGAGGGGGUGGGGCUUAUAACCCACUCGGGGCCAUAGACUCCCAGCUCACCUGUGUAAAUCAUUAGUAUUAUCAGGGGCCUCUUUGACUGACAGGUGCUGACAUGCUGUGUGGGUAAUUGUACUAACAGACCAUCCAAGAAGCCCGAGCUCCAGUUUUUUGAGGAAGUUGUCAGGACAAAGUAAAGUACGUCUCUAAUA